CUGCUUUUCUUACACCCGGUUUCCUAUGCAAACCCAGGGUCAUUCACUGACUCAAUGAAAGCGUUACAAAGACUUAUGCGAUCUGGUUCCUCAACAAGAACCCUGCUUGCAUUGGUUUAUUGGUUUAUCUUUCGUUCUCCCUUUCUGUCGAAGGUCAAACGAAUUCCAUGGCAUCUACUUCAGGUUUUAACAAUGGGCGUCAGCCAGAGAAUGAGAAUACAGAUGCUUCUCAAGCAGCUCCAUCUACUCCUCCUACUUUUUCAGUGGUAAGCCUAUUUUCAUCCUGCUUUGGUUGGUUUUCUCGCUUCUUUCCUACACGUUUAGAUCAGUCCAGUUAUGCGGCACCUACGUCCACCACUAUUAGCCAAUCACAGAAUGAGGUUACAAAUGCUUUACAAGGCAUGGCACCAAAUUCUUCUACCUCUGCCAUGAAAAAUCUGCCCUAUGUAUAUAUUAAUCAUCAUAGCCCCGAUGUCAAAGAGACGUUUGCAACCACUCUCUCAAAUACCCUAAAUGGAAUGGGUUUAAGAGUUUUUCUUGGUUCAAAAGAGUUUAAAUUGGAGGAUUCCUGGCCUAAAGAAAUAGAAGAAGCAAUCCGCAGUGCUUCGCUUCAUCUAGCUAUUUUUUCCGAGAAUUAUGCCCAAUCUCCUCGGUGUUUGGCAGAGCUUUCACUUAUGCUGGAAACUGACACCCAAAUUGUACCUGUUUUCUACCAUAUUCUACCUGAGGAAGUCCGAUAUGCAAAAGGAGUCUUUGAAAAAGCAUUUUCCCUGCACGAAAAGGAGCCUAGAUACACACAAAAGCUUCAGGAGUGGAAGAAUGCUCUCAAUACUGUUUCCUUUAAUAUCGGUCAGAUUGUUAAUACCGAAUAUGACGAGGUGGAGCUGCUCAAGAAGAUUGUUAAUUCUGUUUCUAAAGUAAAGAAAAAAUUGCCAUUUGCGGUUGCCGAACAUCCAAUCGGCUUGGAUGAAGCUGUAAAUGACUUCGAAAUGACGAUUCAAUCUGCUGAACACCAUCACCCUUUGCAUAUUGUGGGAUUAUGGGGUAUGGGUGGCUCUGGCAAGACCACUCUUGCUGGACAAUAUUAUAACAACAAAUACAAAACUAUGGAAAAAUCUAGUUUUGUAUUUGAUGUAAGAGAUGCUGCUAAUAAAAGUGUAUUGCAUGCUAAGCAGAAAGAACUACUGGAGGCCCUUGGUCUCAAAGAUGUACGAGUGGAAACUAUAGAAGCGGGAAAGGGUAUGAUUGCUAGCCGAUUGAAAUCUGUUCGAGUAUUGCUUGUAUUGGAUGAUGUGGAUGAUGUAGAACAAUUGGAUGCACUAUUGCCUAACAAGGAGAGUCUUGGGCGAGGUAGUUUGAUCAUAGUCACUACAAGGGAUUUUGAAGUGCUUAGAUCUUGGGGCAUUUCCACAGUUUAUAAGAUGAAAAUACUGGAUCCACAUCAUGCUGAACAACUUUUCUGUUGGUAUGCUUUCUCACAGCCCUCACCACUUCAAAGGUUUCAGUCUUUAGUUAAAGAUUUCUUAAAUGUUUGCGGUGGAUUACCGUUGUCUCUGAAAGCUUUUGGAAAACAAUUAAAUGGCAACACCAGCAAAGAUUAUUGGAAGCAACAAUUGGAGAUCUCCAGAUUACUUCCUAGAGAUAUCAGAGAAAGUUUGAAACUAAGCUUUGAUGCUUUAGAUGAUGAAGAGAAGGAAAUAUUUUUAGAUAUUGCAUGUUUCUUUAUUGGAGAAGAAAAAAGCACGGUUCUUGAUGUUUGGGAUGGAUUAAGAUGGAAUGGUCUGCACAGUUGGGAAAAACUUUUCAAUAAAUGUCUUGUUGAACUAGAUGAUGGUGAGCGCAUAAAAAUGCAUAAUCAUUUAAGAGAUUUAGGAAGAGAAAUUGCAAAUCAACAGUCACCAUACCGCAUUACCGCAUUUUGUUUCCAUAUCAAGUUAUUGAAGUCAAUGCCUAUAAUGAAACACAGGUAAGAUUAUUACUUUAUUUGAUUCUCAUUAAUCAAUGGCAUGGCAGAAGUUUGGUGUGCUUGUUUAAAUUUUUGUUUCGAGAAAUUAUAGGUGUUUCUAUUAGGUUUUGAUUAUUUACUUUUAAUUGAAAAGAGCAUUCCCAUUCGGGGAAUAGCAUCUACAACAACUGGAUCCAGAAUUGGGUUUGAGGAGUCUCCACAAUGCUCGUCAGGCGGG
This is a messenger RNA of Cryptomeria japonica (Japanese cedar), 2183 nucleotides long. Its product is annotated as TMV resistance protein N-like. The transcript is spliced from 3 exons. The coding region runs from base 168 to 1970 and encodes 600 amino acids. The record is from RefSeq and is a predicted model, not a curated record. Gene Ontology annotation, biological process: defense response; signal transduction. Lineage: Eukaryota; Viridiplantae; Streptophyta; Pinopsida; Cupressales; Cupressaceae. Gene Ontology annotation, molecular function: ADP binding.